AUGUCUGAGAACCUCUCGAAUGAGUCGUUGACAUAUACCCUUGCCCCGCCACAAUCGGUUAAUAAGCCCGAAAGCCUCACUACCAGAAGCGUAAACGGCUCAGAUGUCACCGAACAUGAACCACGGGAUGGCAGCAACACCGCAACCCAAGCCUUGAGUGCUCUGGACGCUAUUCAACCAAGGAGAGAAAACAAUGCGAAGUACACGGUCAUCAAAUGGCAUCUUAACGACCCCGAGAACCCACAUAAUUGGUCAUUUCUCAAAAAGACUUAUAUCCUUACCUUGACAUGCAUGCUCGUCGCCAAUUCAACAAUGGGCUCCGCCCUGCCCUGCAUGGCAAUGCCCGAAAUCGAGGGCACUUUUGGCUCCCUCUCGCAGGAAGAGAGGGUUUUGCCCAUUUCCAUCUUCCUACUCGGAUACGUCUUUGGGCCUGUCAUCUGGGCGCCGUUAAGUGAGCAGUUUGGCAGAAAGUAUCUCACUACAGCGACGUUUCUGGUCUUUGCCCUCUUUACCAUGGCUUGUGCCUUGUCCCCGACUUGGUCAUCGUUGCUGGGAUUCCGGCUAUGCUGUGGGAUAUUUGCCAGUGCGCCCAUAGCCGUGGUAGCUGGCAUACUGGCGGACAUAUAUGGCGAUGCGCGCGUUCGAGGCAAGGCAUAUUCCGCAUUCUUAGUUACAACUGUAUUUGGACCCAUCUUCGGUCCAAUAGUCUCAGGCUUCGCUUCACCAGUUAUCGGCUGGCGCUGGGCAUUCUGGAUCGCCCUCCUCUACGCAGCCGUCACAUUCAUCAUGCUUCUCUUCCUCCCAGAAACCCAUCACGCAAUCCUCCUCGCCCGCCGGGCCAAAAAGCUCCGUCAGCAAACUCAAUCCUCUAACAUCGUCGCACCUCGGGACCUCGAAACAAUCGACCUCCCCCAACUCAUCAGCAAAGUGCUCACCCGGCCCCUGCGCAUGCUCUUCUUCGAGCCCGUCGUAGCCGCUACAUGUGCCUACCUCGCGCUCGCCUACGCCAUCUUCUACAUGUCCUUUCAAGCCUUCCCCAUCAUCUUCCUCCACCACUACGACCUGCAACCUGGCAUCACAGGCCUCUGCUACUUACCCAUCGGGGCCGGCGCCAUCCUCAGCAUGAUAUCUUUCUGGUCCUGGGAUAACUACGUCGCCCGCGCGGCUGCCCGCGGCGCAGAAUGGACAAAGAGCGACGAAUACCGGCGUGUCCCUCUCGCCACCAUCGGCGGCCCCCUAUUCGUCAUAUCACUCUUCUGGCUGGGUUUUACCUCAAAGCCAAGCAUACCCUUCUUUGUGCCGAUGCUCGCUGGCCUACCCUUCGGCAUGGGCUUCCAGCUCAUCUUCAUGACACUGCUAAACUACCUGACAGACGCGUAUGAAGUAUACGCUGCGUCAGCGAAUGCCGCCGCGUCCGCUACACGGUCUUGCCUGGCGGUGGUAUUGCCACUAGCUACGAAGGCCAUGUGCGAUAAACUAGAUAUAUCGGGUGCGUGUGCCGUCCUGGGAGGUCUAAGUGCUGCCAUGAGUGUCAUUCCUUUCAUUUUCUUGUGGAAGGGACAGGCUAUUAGGAAUAGAUCGCGGUUCUGCAUUGCCCUGCGACAGAUGAAGGAGGAUGUGGCGCGCAAGGCUGAACAAGAACGCAGGGAGAAGGAGAUUUCGAGUGAUGAUGUUUAA
Molecule: messenger RNA, 1677 nt
Organism: Pochonia chlamydosporia 170
Lineage: Eukaryota; Fungi; Ascomycota; Sordariomycetes; Hypocreales; Clavicipitaceae
Product: major facilitator superfamily transporter
Exons: 4
Coding region: 1-1677 (558 amino acids)
Biological process (GO): transmembrane transport
Molecular function (GO): transmembrane transporter activity
Source: RefSeq, a predicted model, not a curated record